UCGAGCUCCACGCACGCGCACACCCGGUGAAAUUGUCACGCGGACAGCAUUAAACGGGAUGUGUCGCGAGUGUCUGCGCGCGGCCACGGAGCAUCCCAACGCCGUAGCUGUGUGAACCGAAGCCCGGCAGCAGCAGCAGCAGCAGCGGGAGCAGCGGGAGGAGGAGGAGGCCCGCCAAGGAGGAACCAUGUAGCGGAUUAAACUGUGCACUCGCUCCGAGGAACAGCGACUGGACCGAGGCGGGACGCGGCUGGAGCGGGAGGGGACAUGGGGAAGGACCAGGAGCUGCUCCAGGCCGUGAAGACCGAGGACUUACUGACCGUCCAGCGGCUGCUACAGAGACCUCGGCCGGGCAAAGCCAAGCUCCUGGGAGCAGCAAAGCGGGUGAACGUGAACAUCCAGGAUGCAGAUGGACUGUCUCCGCUGCACUACGCCGCUCUGAGUGGGAACAAAGAGCUGAUUUCUCUCCUACUGGAGGCUCAGGCAGCAGUGGACAUUAAGGACAACAAAGGGAUGCGGCCUCUGCACUACGCUGCCUGGCAGGGGAAGACUGAGCCCAUGAAGAUGCUGCUGAAGUCGGGCUCCUCAGUGAACGGUCCGUCAGAGGAAGGACAGAUCCCCCUGCAUCUGUCCUCCCAGCAUGGACACUACGACGGGACUGAGAUGCUGCUCCAGCACCAGUCCAACCCCUGUAUCUCUGACGCCGCAGGGAAAACCCCACUCGACCUGGCCUGUGAAUUUGGACGCGUUGGAGUAGUCCAGCUGCUGCUCAGUAGUAACAUGUGUGCCACCAUGUUGGAGCCCAAGCCCUCCGACCCAAACGGAGUGUCACCUCUGCACCUGGCAGCCAAGAACGGACACAUAGAUGUCAUCAAGUUGUUGAUCCAAGCUGGCAUAGACAUCAACAGACAGUCUGAGUCAGGCACAGCACUACACCAGGCUGCCCUCUGUGGGAAGACGGAGGUAGUGCGCCUGCUGCUGGAUAGUGGCAUCAGUGCUGGGGUGAGGAACACGUUGAGCCAGACAGCGCUGGACAUAGUCAAUCAGUUCACUACCACACAGGCCAGCCGCGAGAUCAAACAGCUGCUCAGAGAUGCGUCGGCAGCUAUGCAGGUGCGAGCGCUCAAGGACUACUGCAACAACUAUGACCUGACCAGUCUGAACAUCAAAGCGGGGGACAUUAUCACGGUUUUGGAGCAGCACUCUGACGGUAGAUGGAAGGGCUGUAUCCACGACAACCGCACGGGGAACGACCGCGUGGGCUACUUCCCCUCCAACAUGGUGGAGGUCAUCAAGAGGGCAGGUUCCCGGACAGCAGAGGCCAGUCCUCAGGGUUCACCCACGCUGGGCCAGCAGAGCAGCACCUGUGAGGACAUCUGGGUGCUACGCAAACCACUACAAGGUGGCGACCGCAGUGGCAGUGUGGGCAGCCUGGGCAGUGGGCGUUCCUCCAGCAGUCUGUCCGGCUCAGGGAACACCCAUGUCCUCACCACCCCAGCACCCAGUCCCCACCCAGCACCAACCCCCGGAGUCAACCCUCACGGCCUCAACGCUCCAGGACUUCACGCUCAGUCCGAGGGGGUCAAGCUUCUGGCCACAGUCCUGGCCCAGUCGGUCAAAGCUAAAGAGCAUCUCCUGGAGCAGUCCCAGUCUGUGGAGCAGUCAGCCGGUACUUCCAGCCACACAGUUCAUGAACAGCGGUCUUUUGAAAAGAAGGCAGAGGAGGAUGAUGGGAAAAAACAAGCUGUCGUGUCGUGGCUGGGGGAAUUCCAGCUCCAGUUCUACACCACGCACUUCCUUACGGCAGGAUAUGAUCUAGAGACCAUUGGCUGCAUGACCCCUGAGGACCUGACCGCUAUCGGGGUCAUGAAGCCUGGCCAUCGAAAGAAGUUAAUAUCUGAGAUCAGCAGGAUAGCCUCCACAGACUGGCUCCCUCAUCACAAACCGGCCAACCUGGCAGACUGGCUGUCUCACUUGGGGCUGAACCAGUACUACCAGGUUCUGGUCCAGAAUGGAUAUGAAAAUAUUGAGUUUGUGUCAGACAUCAGCCUGGAGGAUCUGCAGGAGAUUGGCAUUACAAAGUUAGGCCAUCAGAAGAAGCUAAUGUUGGGUGUGAAGAGACUGAAGGAGCUCCAGAGAGGAGAGGUCAGCUCUGAGGUUCCUCAGAGCCCCUCCACCACCCCGUCCAGCACUGAGACCAGCACUGAGACCAGCACAGAGGCCAGCACCCAGGCCAGGAAGCAGAGGGAGGCAGCCCCCUGCCCUCUGGCCAAACCUCGCCCAGGGCUCACAGCCUCACAGACCCCUCCCCUCACACCCACCCACACGCCUCCACAGACGCCCCCUCACAGCAGAGCACAGGUAUCCCCCAGAGCCAGACCACGACCCUCUACCCACAGCCCUGCGGACUCCCCUCUGCCUCUGCUGCAGCUGCCCCGAGAGGAGGAGGAGAGGAGGAGGGCACACAGUCUGAGCGGACCAGAGACAGACUCUAAAUAUGCCACCGUGUGUCGCAGCUCCUCUUCACACGCAACUACUAAUGAUGUCACUGUCAAUCGCAGCCAAUCAUCGGUCACGCUCCGCCCACGCCGCAAAGGCCGGCCCCCCACGCCGCCCAAAAGGUCCUGUUCUUCCAUGACGGGGGUGGAGGAGGGAGGCGAGGGGCAGGGUGAGGGACAGGGCGAGGGGCUGCUGGGGCUGCCAUCCUAUCGGGAGAGACGGGCCAGUGAUUGUGGAGUCCUGGGAGCAGCUCUCAGGGCUCAGUCUGCGAGCCUGGAGCGUUCAGAUGGGGCAUCAGGGAGUGUGCGCAGCCUGGCAGCCAUGUUAGAGACCUCCAUGGUGGGAGGAGCCAUGACUCUGCCCAGGAAUAUGGGCAGUAACGCCACUCAUCUUCCGGUGAGCCCACCCCUGUUGCGCCGUCAGCCCGGUUCAGGCGGUCUGGGCACUGAAGAAGAGGAUGUCCUAACACGGCGCAGGACCAUCAGCGGAACCGACGACCUCCCUAGUGACCAGGGUAACCAGUCUCCACUGCAACCGCCUCAGCAGCGCCCAGAGCCUCGGCCACGCUCCACCGUCCUCUCGUCCUCCUCCUCAGAGAUCACAGACGGGACAGCCACACUCAGGAGGAGACCCAAACCCUCUGAUGUCCCAGUUACAGCAACCACAACAGUAGUUACCAUGACAACUACCGACACAAGCAAUAAACAUAUAGAGAGUAGCCGCAAGAUUGCGAGCGAGCCGCAGCAGAACGGAGGAGUGGUUCUGAGGAGGAGGCCCGUGUUAGAUGCCCCGGAGAGGACAGAGACCUGCGAGUGGAUGGAGGCGCGGAAGUCCCUCAAACCACCUGUGUCGCCUAAACCUUCGGCGGUGAGGAGGGGCCAAGCCGAUCCUCCAACACCCACGCGCAGGGUCCCUCUGCCCGGGCCAGACAGCAGCGAGCCAGGCACCGCUCAGAGCCCCGAACCUAAACGCAUCCCUCCUCCCGUCUCCCCCAAACCACGUGGACCGCCGACGGCCCCCAAACCCGGCAAAGCCAUAGUAGCCUCACCCUCUGCCAGUCCCAGUGCAACCAGCCCCACCCCAGCACCCAUGCCCCUGCAAGCACCCAUCCCCGCACCCAGACCCAGCUCCCCUGCAGCCCCCCUACCCGCCCCCGAAACCCCGUCGGCAGCCUCGCUCUCCCCGGGACUACCCCUCACCUCUCCCUCUCCCGCCCAGAGCCCGUCCAGCCCCACCCCUCACCCGGUCAAGCCCCCACGCUCCUCCAUCGCUGGGCUCUCCAUCGACCUCAGCAGCCUGCGGGACCAGGAGGAGGAGAGGGACGGCAAGGGCAAAGAGGAGGAGGACGGUCAGAAGCAAUGCAAGCCCAGUGAAGCACUGAGUGGAGCAGAGGGAGCAGAGGGAGCAGAGAGAGCAGAGGGAGAGGGGCAGCACCGCCUGGAGGAGACCAGUGCCUCCUUGGCUGCUGCGCUGGAGGCUGUGGAGCACAAGAUCACAGAGGAGGACAAGCCAAAUGACUCUCUGUCCCACAAAAAGGCCACAGUCUCCAUCCUUGACGACAUCGGCAGCAUGUUCGACGACUUGGCCGACCAGCUGGACGCUAUGCUGGACUGACCUACCACCCGUGUCCGGCCCGCCUCCGUCCCUUUCCCCAGGCUAUCUGCGACAGAAGGACUUCCCUAUGCCAGGUUCGUCUCUGUCUCCCGUAGCCCGACCAUUCCAGAGGAGAAGGAGGGGGGCCGCUGUUCCACUCCGCCCCCCUCCACACAACCGCUGACCUCUGCAGCCGCCUGGGAUCGACAAGCACAAUCCUUUUCCCCCCCGAGACUCUGGAUCAGAGAAGCUAACGCGCUAACACACAGGGAAAGAUAUACUGCUGCGGCACAAAAACAAGCACAUGAACAGAAGCAAGAUGAGAAUAGUAUUUUUGAACACAAAACUAAAGUAUUUGUGCAUUGCUGGACUUGGCGCCUCCUGCGUUUCUGAGUGGCUGUGUGUUGCGUUCACAUGUUGUUGCGUAUGUGCUUCUCGUGUCGUCGCGUGUGUGUAGUCCUGCAAAUGACGUCAGUGUCCUCCCAAACCCGUGCCGUGGUGUCCGAUCAAACCCAGAGAUUAUAUAGAUGUGCGCCCAUGACUAUAAAACAUCAUAUGGACAAACAUAUAGUAUACAUGUACAUGCAUUAAAAAUACACAUGGAGAUGGUUUAAACAUGUUUUGUUGGUGUUGUUGAUUAUGAACACUGACGGUAGAAGAAUAGCUUACAAUUCCA
This is a messenger RNA of Periophthalmus magnuspinnatus, 4768 nucleotides long. RefSeq names its product caskin-1-like. The record is from RefSeq and is a predicted model, not a curated record. The transcript has 21 exons. Lineage: Eukaryota; Metazoa; Chordata; Actinopteri; Gobiiformes; Gobiidae. Gene Ontology annotation, molecular function: protein binding. The coding region runs from base 268 to 4113 and encodes 1281 amino acids.